AUGCUGGAGAUUCAACUUCGCUUUGACGAUGAAUAUUUUGAAACCCAGAAAGUUCAUGGAAAGAAGUUAACCCCAUUAAAGUUGAACGAAAAAGCUUCCGCCUCCUCCUCCUCCUCCUCCCUCUCCUCUUCUUCUUCUUCUUCUUCUCCUCCUCCUCCCCCUCUUCUUCUUCUUCUUCUUCUUCUUCUUCUUCUUCUUCUUCACAAGAACCCGAUAAUAUUGAAACUCUUUAAUAUCGAGCGUUUAGUUUUUUCCAAAAUUUUGAUUGGGGACAAUUUUUUAAAAAUCCGUUUAUAUUUUCGUGUACCCUCGUCUGUCUGUCUAUCUCUAUCUCUCUCUCUCUCUCUCUCUCUCUAUCUAUCUAUCUAUCUAUCUAUCUACGGUGGACUCUCCGGUUUUAUAUCAUAUUCUUUCUUUCUUUCUUUCUUUCUUUCUUUCUUUCUUUCUUUCUUUCUUUCUUUUAUUGUUUUUUAUGUAUGUUUAUUUUUUCUGGUUUCGUAUUGUUUUUUUCUCAUUAAAAAUUCCUUUCCUUUUUUUUUCUUUCUUUUUUUUGUUUCGCUCAUUCGUAUUUUUUCUUUCUUUUAUUGUCUGUAUUUAUCUUUAUUUUUCAUGUUUCGUGUCGUUUUUACUUUUUUCGAAUUUCAAAAAAAAAGUCCUAUUUUCUUUGUUUCUUUCUAUUUUCUUUCUUCAAUUUCUGCUUUACUUAUUCUUUUUUCUUUCAUCAUUUUAAUAUAUCUUUAUUUAAAUUCGUUCUUCUGUUUACUUUCUAACUUUUUCCAUUUUGUUUCAUUCAUUUUAUUUUUGCUUCAUAUACUCUCUCAUAUCCGCUUCUUUCUUUCUUUCUUUCUUUCUUUCUUUCUUUCGAUUAUUUCUGUCUUUUUCUCAACCUUUUUUUAUCACCCUUUUUUCUUCUCUUCUUUCAUUAUUCACAUCUUAAUCUUUCUAUUUCCUUUGUCUUUUUUUGUUUUUUUUUCUCAUUUAAAAAAAAAUUCCUUCCUUUGUUUCGAUCGCCCGUUCGUUCGUUCGUUCAUUUUUCUUUUCUUCCUUUUAUUGUUUUUAUUUCUUUUUUUUUUUAGGUUUCGUAUCAUUUUUUUUUUUAUCAUUUCAAAAAUUUUUCCUUUUCUUUCUUUUUUUUAUUCCGUUCGUUCGUUCAUUCUUUUUCUUUCAUUCUUUCUUUUAUUGUUUUUUUUUAUCUGUAUUUUUUUCAAGUUUCGUGUCGUUUUUUUCAUAUUUAAAAAAAAUCCUUCUAUUUUUUUUCUUUAUUUCAUUUUUCUCUCUUUUUCUUUUAUUUCCUCUUCAUUUUUUUCUUUUUCUUUUAUCAUUUUAAUAAUUUUUUAUUUAAAUUCGUUUUUUUUUUUAAAUUUUUUUCCUUUUUGUUUCUUUCAUCAUAUUUCUCAGUCAUACACUCUCUCAUAUCAGCCUUUCUUUCUUUUUAUUAUUUCUUUCUUUCUUUCUAUUAUUUCUUUCUUUCGUUCUUUCUUUCUAUUCUUUCUUUCUUUCUUUCUUUCUAUUAUUUCUGUUCUUUUCUCAACCUUUCUUUCGUUCUUUCUUUCUUUUUCUUCCCUUCUUUCAUUAUUUAUAUUCACACCGUAA
Acanthosepion pharaonis is the source of this 1593-nucleotide messenger RNA. The record is from the annotation of a GenBank genome assembly. Lineage: Eukaryota; Metazoa; Mollusca; Cephalopoda; Sepiida; Sepiidae.